CAUGGUAUGAAAAGUCAUGAUUGCCACAUUUUUAUGGAACAAUUGCUACCAAUUGCGUUUGGCUCUCUACCCAAACAUGUGAUUAACCCACUAACAGAAAUUAGUCAUUUCUUUAGAGAUAUUUGUGCUUCAACUUUAAGAGUGGACGACAUCAUUAAGUUGGACCAAAAUAUUCCAGUCAUUCUCUGUAAGUUGGAACAAAUAUUUCCGCCUGGUUUUUUUGACUCCAUGGAACAUCUACCUGUGCAUCUUGCAUAUGAAGCUUAUCUUGGAGGACCUGUUCAUUAUAGGUGGAUGUAUCCCUUUGAAAGGUUUAUGGGUGAUUCUAAGCGGUCAGUGAAAAAUAAAGCUAGGGUUGAAGGGUCAAUAUGUGCACAUUACUUGCAUCGGGAGACAACACAUUUUUGCAGUCAUUAUUUCAACAACUUGGUGUUAACUCCAAGAAUCAUAAGGAAUCCGGUAAAUGUUAAUGAGAGAAGUCAAUUCACAUUAUCAGUCUUCGGGCUUCCAGGCCGUCCAUCUGGAAAGAAGGUUGUUCAUUGGUUGACCCAACAAGAAAUGCAAUCUGCACAUGUUCAUGUCUUGAUCAACUGCGCUGAAGUUAAACCAUAUCUUGAGGAAUUCAACAACUUCUAUUUGCAAAGUACCGGUGUACAAUCAACAUCCAGUGUCAUUCAUGAUCAAUUUCCAAUAUGGUUCAAACAUAGAUUGUCAGGCAUUGUUACACCGACUCCAGAAAUACUCCAUUUGAGAAGUUUAUCUGAAGGCCCUAAUCGAAGCGCAAACGAAUGGCACACGUAUUUCGUGAACGGAUAUAAAUUUCACACUGAGACUUGGACUGAAGGGAAAAAAACAAAAAACAGUGGUGUAUUUGUAAAAGGAGUUACUGAUGGGGGUGAAGAUGACUUCUAUGGCUUUGUUAAACAUAUCUACGAGUUGGAAUACAAUUACUUGGACUCCGAAAAUAAAGUUGUCUUAUUUUAUUGUGAAUGGUAUGAUCCAACUAGAGGAACAAAAAUAGACAAGACAUAUGGUACUGUUGAGAUUCAAAUGGGCCGAAGGUACAAACAGUAUGACCCUUUCAUAAUGUCACAUGUUGUUAGGCAAGUUUAUUAUGUUCCUUAUCCUUCAUUUGUGCCACGUAAACGAGGCUGUUGUGUUGUAAUUAAAACAAAACCAUUGGCCCAUAUUGAAAGUGGCGAUCUAGUGGAAGAUCUUCCUUUCCAAGUUGAUGAAGUUGGACCAAUUAAUGAGGUGAUUGCAGUUGAACAAAUUACAAGUUUGUCUGAUACAACAGUUGAGGGGUAUGAAGUUGAGGCGUCUAUAUUGUUGGUUGAAGAUAAUAUCGACGGAGAGCAUGAUGAGAAUGUCACAUCAGAUGACGAGAAUGAUAUGGAUGAAGAGCAUGAUGAUAAUGAUAAUGAUAUGGAUGAAGAGCAUGAUGAUAAUGAUAAUGAUAUGGAUGAAGAGCAUGAUGAUAAUGAUAAUGAUAAUGAUGUAUAUUAAUGAGAACAUGUGUUUGUAAUUAUACUAAUGAACCAUCCAUUGAAUGUUUUAAUGAAGAUAUAUAUAUUAAUGAAAAUGUGUGGUUUGAAUAUUUAUAUAUUUGAUUAAUUGUGUAUUCUAUAUAAAUAGGUAAAAUGCGACCCCAAUCUGAGAAGACUA
Messenger RNA from Vicia villosa (hairy vetch), 1665 nucleotides. RefSeq lists its product as uncharacterized. The record is from RefSeq and is a predicted model, not a curated record. The coding region runs from base 7 to 1506 and encodes 499 amino acids. Lineage: Eukaryota; Viridiplantae; Streptophyta; Magnoliopsida; Fabales; Fabaceae. The transcript is spliced from 2 exons.